GUGAAUAGAGCUCAAAACAGGGGUAUUAUAAACCCUUGAGGAGACAGAGCAAGAAAGAAGGAAAAAUGGCGUCGUCCCUGACGACAGGAGUGAAAUGUGUAGCAAAAUCAUCAUCAUCAGUGUCAGCUGGUUGGGAAUGGUUGUUGGUUUUGCGAAGCUCUUCUAACCGUUGCUACGCUGCUGCCAAAGCCAAGGCCUCUUCUUCUUCUUCUUCGAAUGGUGCGACGAUGAGAGAGUCCUCGAUUCCGUCAUCAGAAAAAGAAGAAGACUUGGAGGACCUAGUUCCCACCUCUGGAAUCAGCCGCCCUCUCUCUGAAAUCCUCAAAGAACUCAACAAGAAAGUCCCCGAUUCCCUCAUCAGGGUUCGCACCGAAUCUGAUGGCUUCCCCGUCAAAUACAUCCCCUGGCAUAUUGUGAAUCGGAUUAUGAACUUACAUGCUCCAGAAUGGUCUGGUGAGGUUCGAAACAUAACGUAUUCGGCUGAUGGCAAGUCUGUGUCUGUUGUUUACCGUGUCACGCUGUAUGGGACUGAUUCUGAGAUAUACAAGGAGUCGACAGGUACUGCUCCUGUAAACGAUGCAGGCUAUGGAGAUCCAGUGCAGAAGGCAGAAGCAAUGGCAUUUCGUCGAGCUUGUGCUCGUUUUGGUCUGGGACUUCAUCUCUAUCACGAGGAUGUGUUAUAGCCAAGCAACAUGGGCUUUGUGUCAGGCAAUUUUUAGUUUAGCAGAUGACACUCGGAUCACAUUUUGUGUUUUUGUUGAUUUUGUUUUGUUCUCAAGAGAGAAUCGCAGUAAAACCAGAUAUUUUGAUGUAAAACAAAAUCAGCUUAUCUAUUGCUGUCUGCAAUUGUGAUUUCAAAGCGUAGAUUUCUGUAUUUUAUGUAGUAUGUUUAUUUAGUGAUGGGAAUGUUGGCUUUUGAUAUUGGUAAAUUUCUGAAUACAAACAUGUGGGCACCGAUGAAUAUGAACAAUAUUGCUAUUGUUAAAUCUGCAAUUCUUACAA
Messenger RNA from Camellia sinensis, 1002 nucleotides. Its product is annotated as DNA repair RAD52-like protein 1, mitochondrial. Lineage: Eukaryota; Viridiplantae; Streptophyta; Magnoliopsida; Ericales; Theaceae. Gene Ontology annotation, biological process: double-strand break repair via homologous recombination. Gene Ontology annotation, molecular function: DNA binding. The record is from RefSeq and is a predicted model, not a curated record.